AUGUACAGUGCUCCCUCUUGCGAUGAAGUUGCUGCUUUAAUUGUUGGCGAUUUUGAUUCGUCGGAUCAUGGUCGUGACAUUAUUGUUCGAUCUACUGCUGGUCGGUUGCAACGUAUAUAUGAAACUCAUGCUCUAUAUUGGCCCUUACAGUAUCCUCUGUUGUUUCCAUAUGGUGAGGAUGGUUAUCAGUUGAACAUUGGUUAUCGAGGUGAACAGUCUGGAUAUAUUCCUGGAAGGAGAACAAGAGUUUCUCUCAGGGAAUUCAUAUGUUUUCGUCUGCAGAUUAGGGAGCAUGAAGAUGGAAUUAUUCACAAGUGUAGGCGGUUGUUUCAACAAUUUGUUGUUGAUUGUUUCACGAUGAUUGAGUCCCAGAGGUUGUAUGAGAUUAGAAUGAAGCAAAGUACAAUUAGAGGAGAAGUUCUUCAAGGAAUAGAGGAGGCUAUGCGUCGUGGUGAUGAUGAGGCUUCUUCAAUUGGGACACGAAUUAUUUUGCCUUCCUCCUUCACUGGUGGUAAACGUUAUAUGUUUAACCGUUGUCAGGAUGCCAUGGCAAUUUGUAAACAUUUUGGCUAUCCAGAUUUAUUCCUAACUAUUACAUGUAAUCCAAAUUGGCCUGAAUUCCAGCGGUUCACAGAGCGAGAGCGAAUUCCCAUCGCUGAUCGUCCUGAUAUCUCUUGUCGUGUUUUUCAUGCUAAGUUGAAGUGCCUCCUUAGCGAUUUGAAGGAAGGUGUGUUUUUUGGUCCACUUAAUGCAGGUAUGUAUACUAUUGAGUUCCAAAAAAGAGGUCUACCUCAUGCACACAUGUUACUCUGGCUUAAUGGAGAAAGCAACUUACAAAGUGUCGAAAUUGUUGAUGAAUUCAUUUGUGCUGAGUUACCCAAUCCACAAAAAUUUCCAUCUCUUUAUAAUGUUGUCACCAAGUACAUGAUCCAUGGUCCCUGUGGUGCACUUAGACCGAGUUCUCCUUGCAUGAAAGAUGGUAAGUGCUCAAAAUUUUAUCCAAAAAGAUUCGUUGACCAAACGAGUUUUGAUGAAGAUGGGUAUCCAAUAUAUAGACGUCGUAAUAUGGGUGUGACAGUAAAAAUCAACGAUGUUGAUAUUGACAACAGAUUUGUUGUGCCAUAUAAUCCGCUAUUGUUGAUGAAAUAUCAAGCUCACAUAAAUCUUGAGUUUUGUAACAAGUCAAAUGUCAUUAAGUAUCUUUUUAAGUAUGUUAAUAAGGGUCCAAAUCGGGUGACUGCAACUGUUGGAGAAAGAUAUGAUGUUGGUGAAUCUUCUCAGGUGGUUGAUGAGAUCAAACAGUAUUAUGAUUGUCGUUAUUUGUCACCUUCUGAAUCCAUGUGGAGGAUUUUUGCUUACGAUAUUCAUCAAAGAUGGCCGUCGGUACAGAGGUUGACUUUUCACUUGCCAAACCAGCAACAUGUUGUAUUCGAUGAUGCUGAUAGCACUACUCAUGUUUAUUUGCGCAACAAAGAUUUGCUUACGAUGUUUACGGGUUGGAUGAUGGCCAAUAGGCGGUUCACGGAGGGGCGGUCUCUAACAUAUGUUGAAUAUCCAGGUAAAUUUGUAUACUGUUUGAAGAGCAGGGAGUGGAAACCAAGACAGAGGGGAUUCUCUAUUGGAAGACUGAGUUUCGCUCAUCCCUCCUCCGGUGAACUUUUCUACCUGCGGAUGCUUUUGAAUGUGCAGAGAGGUUGUACCAGUUUUCGAAGUAUAAGAACUGUGAAUGGUGUUACUUAUGAUACAUUUUCUUCCUCCGCAGCUUCCUACCGAUGUGGAGUCCGGAAAGGAUCUUGA
This is a messenger RNA of Arachis duranensis, 1797 nucleotides long. RefSeq lists its product as uncharacterized. Lineage: Eukaryota; Viridiplantae; Streptophyta; Magnoliopsida; Fabales; Fabaceae. The record is from RefSeq and is a predicted model, not a curated record. The transcript has 2 exons. The coding region runs from base 1 to 1797 and encodes 598 amino acids.